Messenger RNA from Aspergillus chevalieri, 1035 nucleotides. RefSeq names its product eukaryotic translation initiation factor 3 subunit F. Gene Ontology annotation, molecular function: metallopeptidase activity; translation initiation factor binding; translation initiation factor activity. Gene Ontology annotation, biological process: translational initiation. The transcript has 3 exons. NCBI's taxonomy places the organism in Eukaryota, Fungi, Ascomycota, Eurotiomycetes, Eurotiales, Aspergillaceae. Gene Ontology annotation, cellular component: eukaryotic translation initiation factor 3 complex, eIF3m. The record is from RefSeq and is a predicted model, not a curated record. Bases 1 to 1035 code for a protein of 344 amino acids.
AUGGCCGGAACCGAUUCUUUUGUUCACCUUGCUCGCCCUCUGGGCCCAGCAACAGUGGGGUCUGCACCAUCGACCGCUCCUUUGAACGUCGUUAUCCAGCCUCAGGCGCUUUUCUCCAUCCUGGACCAUUCCCUCCGUCGCAACGCCGACCAGGAGCGUGUCAUCGGAACCCUGCUUGGAACGAGAUCUGAAGAUGGAACCGAGGUGGAAAUCCGCAGCACCUUUGCUGUCGGACACACAGAGACGACAGACCAAGUCGAGGUGGACAUGGAGUACCAGAAGCAGAUGCUCGCGCUGCAUCUCAAGGCCAACCCGAAGGAAUUCCUUGUCGGGUGGUACGCCACAUCGUCCGAGUUGAACACCUUCUCCGCUUUGAUCCAGAACUUCUACAGUGGCCAAGGUGACGGUACCUGGCCUCACCCCGCUGUUCACCUGACUGUCUCUACGGAACCCGGGAAGGACAUCGAGACCCGUGCCUACAUCUCCGCCCCCGUCGGCGUGACUGCUGAGCGGGCCGCCGACAGCGCCGCUUUCGUUCCCGUCCCUUAUGAGAUCCGGUAUGGUGAGGCUGAGAAGAGUGGAUUGGAGGCUGUCGCCAACGCCAAGGACGCAGAGAACCGGACCGCCAACAUCUUCACCGAUAUCGAGGCUUUGGAGCGCGCAGUCGAGGAGGUUAUUGGCAUGAUCGACCGUGUCUCGAGAUACGUUGAGUCUGUUAUUGACGAAGAGGCUCCUGCUUCGACAGCACUGGGCCAGUUCCUUCUCAACGCUCUCGCGUUGGCACCCAAGGUGGAGCCGGCUGACAUUGAACGCGACUUCAACAACCACAUCCAGGACGUCCUGGUGGUGUCCUACCUUGCCAACACCAUCCGCACCCAGAUGGAUCUCUCCAACCGGUUAGCCACCGCCCAGCUUACCCUUGGUGGUGGAGAGGGAUCCGGAGAAGGUCAACAGCGCGGCCAACGAGGCGGCAAAGGAAACCGCGGUGGGCAGCAACGGAUUCAAGAGCGUGGUGGUGAAGAAGCCCGCGCGUAA